Messenger RNA from Cuscuta campestris, 1207 nucleotides. NCBI's taxonomy places the organism in Eukaryota, Viridiplantae, Streptophyta, Magnoliopsida, Solanales, Convolvulaceae. The record is from the annotation of a GenBank genome assembly.
GGUAGCGGAAUGUCGUGAACGCUCGCUUUACUUUCGAGACUCUUACAGCUUCUUCUGGCAGUACACUCCACUAUCCUGCCUUCAAUGUGUUCUUGAAACAGAUUGACAAGUAAUUAUUAUUUUGAAAACUGUACUGCUUAUUUGACUCCAAAUAAAAUGAAAGUGUUGUUUUUUUGUGUACAAUAACUACAUCAUAUUUCUCUUGUGUUUCCUUAUGAUGCUUAAGGCAUUUGCAGAAGCAAGCCAAACCAACCGGCAUAUAACUCGCGGAUAAUGAGUUUAUACUGCACGUGGAAGGAACCGCGACAUCGCAUAGAGUUGUGCGCCAUAUUGGAGGAACAAGUUGGCCUGGCAUGCCUCCCGCCUUUGAUCUUCUCUAUUAUUGAUGCAAUUUUACUCUCAUUUCCAUUGUAAGGACAAUCAUUUUCAAGAAGGUUACACAGGACCACGCACACAUUUUCUAGGACCAAACAAGUCCUCCCUAUCUAUAUAAGAGUCAUUGUGCGCACCUACUUCAACAUUUCCGGACCUGGCACAGGAUUGGCUCCAUUUAUGGGAUUUUUACAGGUUGGUUGCUUUAGGGUGUUUUUAAUUUUAAAAUCUACUUUCGUUCCUUGAGAUGAUGAUAACAAGGGUUUAGUCCCAUCAGAAGAAGAUGAAUUAAGGAGGAGAAAUGUUGUUUUCAAGUAAAAAAAGGUUUUUGGGCAUAAAUGACAGCAUAUUCAAUGCUUUAUUCCUCGGCUUCACCUGCUGGAGUAAAUGCUAGAAUUGGCGUUGCAAUUUAAUUGUGGAAUUUGAGGGAUUCACGAUGCAUUGCUACAGAUUUUAUUUGAUUUGCAGCUUCCCCAAAAAAAAUCAGCUGAAGCUGGGAAGGAGAUGAUUUGGAUGUCAGACUAUCUGGAAGAGUUGGGAAAGAAGCAGAGCAAGAAGAUCCUUUACUCAGAUAGCCAAAGUGCCAUCCAAUUGGUGAAAGAUCCAGUCUAUCAUUCGAAGACCAAGCAUAUUAGAAGACGUUACCAUUUCACUCGCAGGGCAGUGGAGGCUGGUGACAUGAGCUUGGAGAAGAUAGAGGGUGCAAAGAACCCGGCAGACAUGUUGACAAAACAUGUUGAUGUUGGGAAACUGGGGUUGUGCAAGACCUCGGUUGGUCUUCUGUAGUUGUUCACUACAGAUGUUGCGGUGCGGUGAAGAAAUUGAUGAUGUUGGC